AUGUCAGCGGACACCAUGGUGCACGCCAUGAAGCAGGCUGCGGCGGAUCACUUUCCUUACAAAGAACGACGCGCGCACACACCAUGGAUCAAAGACCACACCCUACAGCUCCUGGCCCAGGCACGGGCAGCGCAAGCGGACGGUCACGAAGAUUGGAAAACGCAAAGAAACAAAGCCAAGAGGGCAGCGCGCAGGGAUAGAAUCGACUGGGUUCAUGACCAACUUUUAGCAGACCCGGAUGCCAGGAUCACCUCGAGGGUUCGCAAUGGGCUCCGCCCAACAUUCCUGACCACACCGCCGCUAGACGUAGAGCUAGACCGGGAUUACGUCCACAACUCCCUGAUGAAGGACGGUUCACUUUGGACGACCUUCAACGGGCCAUUCAAAAAAGUAAAGGCGGAAAGGCUCCGGGACCGGACCAGGUGA
Symbiodinium natans is the source of this 426-nucleotide messenger RNA. NCBI's taxonomy places the organism in Eukaryota, Dinophyceae, Suessiales, Symbiodiniaceae. The record is from the annotation of a GenBank genome assembly.